Molecule: messenger RNA, 2022 nt
Organism: Phaethon lepturus (White-tailed tropicbird)
Lineage: Eukaryota; Metazoa; Chordata; Aves; Phaethontiformes; Phaethontidae
Gene: DCAF6
Product: DDB1 and CUL4 associated factor 6
Exons: 12
Biological process (GO): positive regulation of transcription by RNA polymerase II
Cellular component (GO): Cul4-RING E3 ubiquitin ligase complex; cytoplasm
Molecular function (GO): protein binding
Source: RefSeq, a predicted model, not a curated record
UUACGGCAACCUCCUGUUAAACGUUUGCGACUGAGAGGGGAUUGGUCAGAUACUGGACCAAGAGCAAGGCCUGAGAGUGAACGAGAAAGAGAUGGGGAGCAAAGUCCUAAUGUCUCUCUAAUGCAGAGGAUGUCAGACAUGCUGUCAAGAUGGUUUGAAGAAGCUAGUGAAGUUGCUCAAAGCAAUCGAGGACGAGGAAGAUCACGGUCCAGAGGUGGGACUAAUCGGACAGAUGCUCCUGCUACUAAUAACGCGCCACCUAGUACAGAAUCAGAAACUGCAAUGGAAGUAGAUGGUUCUGAACAACCUCCAUCAUCUUCCUCUUCUACAAUGUCAGCCCAAGCUCCUUCAACAUCAUCUUCAACAGAAAGUCCCCCUUCAACUUCAUUAUUGUCCUCUCCUGAUAAUGAACAAAGGCCUUCUUUAGGGGCCUCAGCUCAACCUGUGCUCCAUCAGUCUGAGAGUGAUAAGCCACGAACAGGAACAGGUGAACCAGUUUUAAGUUUGCACUACAGUACAGAAGGAACGACUACAAGCACGAUAAAACUGGACUUCACUGAUGAGUGGAGCAGCACAAAUUCAAGCUCUAGAGGGAGUGGGAGUCAUUGCAAAACUGAAGGCCAAGAAGACUUUGUGAAAACAAAAGCCUCAGAAGAAUCAGGGCUUGAAGAUGAAGAAACAAGAGUUCCUGAUGAAUCUUACAGGGAAGAUGCAAGUGCUGAAGAACUGAAAACUACAGAUGAAACUGUAGAGAUGACAGAAGCAACUGUGUUAGAUAAACCUGGUCCUGAGCAUUCUGGAAUCCAACCAGAAGAAAAUGGCCCCAGUGUUGAUGCUCUCUCUGGAAAUGUAGAAGAAGAAGCCUCCUGCGAAAAAAGUGCAAAUCAAGACAUUUCAAGUCAAAGUACUGAAUCCACUGCCAACUCGCUUGCUGCAAACGAUGAACCUCAGCCAAACCCAGAAUCCUCAGGGCUUGCUCCGGACGAGUCCUCUACCAGGACCUCAGCUCUCCAAGAAACUGAUGACAGUGAUGAUGAUCCUGUUCUGAUCCCAGGGGCAAGGUAUCGAGGAGGACCAGGACACAGACGAUCUGCUGUAGCCCGCAUUCAGGAGCUCUUCAGAAGGAGGAAAGAAAGAAAAGAAAUGGAAGAACUGGAAACGCUGAAUAUUAGACGUCCUUUAAUAAAGAUGGUUUAUAAAGGUCAUCGGAACUCCCGAACUAUGAUAAAGGAAGCUAAUUUUUGGGGAUCUAACUUUGUCAUGAGUGGUUCAGACUGUGGCCAUAUUUUUAUAUGGGAUCGACAUACUGCUGAACAUCUCAUGCUCCUGGAAGCUGAUAAUCAUGUGGUGAACUGUCUUCAACCUCAUCCGUUUGACCCAAUUCUGGCCUCUUCGGGUAUUGAUUAUGAUAUAAAAAUUUGGUCGCCACUGGAAGAAUCCAAGAUUUUUAACAGAAAACUUGCGGAUGAGGUUAUAACACGUAAUGAAUUAAUGCUGGAAGAGACCAGAAACACUAUUACUGUUCCAGCUUCUUUUAUGUUACGAAUGUUGGCUUCAUUGAAUCAUAUAAGAGCAGACCGAUUGGAAGGUGACAGAUCAGAAGGAUCUGGUCAGGAGAAUGAAAACGAAGAUGAAGAGUAACCGGCAGUUGUGUGCAAGCACCUAGACAUCAAUGGAAUUUGUAUAAGACAUUAAUUAUAUUUUUCCUUACAGAGCUUUAGUGCAAUUCUAAGGUAUUGCUUUUGGAUAACCUAACCUUUUGUUUUUGAAUGACUGUGUGCAUGACUUUGGGAGAGUGUGCAAGUUAAAAUAAGCAAAAAUGUUUUUAAAAUGUUUUGCCAUGUAUGAGGGGUGCUAGAAGAUGCAAAGUGCAAUAUUUUCCUUAACCUGCAAAUGUGGGAGCUUGGAUCAAUGUUUUAAAGUAACUUUCAUUAUAGUAAAAACGUUGGUUCAAAUAAAUUUCUAUACCUGCUGUUUGCAUGUUUGUUGCUUUCUAAUUAAAAGAUUUGGUUGUUUUAAGUA